This is a messenger RNA of Podarcis raffonei (Aeolian wall lizard), 2248 nucleotides long. It is a transcript of the gene CHID1, whose product is annotated as chitinase domain containing 1. The transcript has 15 exons. The record is from RefSeq and is a predicted model, not a curated record. Gene Ontology annotation, molecular function: oligosaccharide binding; chitin binding. Gene Ontology annotation, cellular component: extracellular region. Gene Ontology annotation, biological process: carbohydrate metabolic process. The coding region runs from base 812 to 2101 and encodes 429 amino acids. Lineage: Eukaryota; Metazoa; Chordata; Lepidosauria; Squamata; Lacertidae.
GGCAGCCUGCGCGCCCCCCGCCCGCCCCGCGCUCUUCCCCUCGCCCUGGAGUCAGCUUUGGGGCUGCUGUCACGCGCCUCUGAUUAAGCGAGCGCGGGGCGGGGAGCGAGCCGCUUCGGGCUCCUGCGCUAAAGCGGCGAAAGGCGGGAAAGAAGAUCGCUGGGCUGCUUUGUAAUUCGGGUGCAAUUCCGUCUUGCUUUCCGCAGGCGGCCGCCUUAUUUAAGACUGGAGGGGGGUCGGGGGUGGACAGCGGACGCCUGUGUCCUUCCCGUCGCGUUUCAUCUCCAUUUAUUCUCUCUGCACCCUCGUCGGCAUCCGACACUUUUCUCCCUUCCUGAUAGGCUUUGUGUCGGUUGAGUUCCACUUAUGCACUCCCAGCUCACAAGCCACGUUCGCUCGUCUGUAGCAGCUGCCACUGCUUCAGCUUGGGACUGGCAAUCAGCCCCCCCGCCCCUUGAGGCCAGAUGAAGCGACUGCCACCUCUCUUCCCAUUCUCGGUGUAAAUCUUCCCUCAUCCCAUCCUCCAUGGUGGGGAGCAGGGGGCCAUUUGGGAGUCCAUCUCAGGUGCCAAAGUGUCUUGGGCCAGCUGUGCUCACAAUUACUGAAGUAAUGAAAUAAACAGAGCCCUAUUGCUGGAUCAGGCCAAAGGCCUGUCUGGUUGGACAAUCUGUUCUAAGAGUGGGCAGCUAUCCAAUGCCUGUGGGAGGCUGGCAACUCGCUUGGUGAUUCCCAGCAGCAGGUAUCCAGUGGUAUACCUGUACUGCUUCUGGUCCUGGAGAAAUUAGAGGUGACAGGACUAGCUCAAGCUGUCAUGAGAUGGAUCACAAUCAGCCUUGUUGUGUUUGCCCUGGCUUCUCAGGUGGCUAAUGCUACGUUGUCAAAGACAGAUACCAAAAAAGCUGCCUCAAAAACUCUGGAGGAAAAGACUCACUAUUCAGAUAAAAGAGUGCAAGACCGUGGCCUGGUUUCUACCGAUUUAAAGACGAAGGAUAUUAUCCUAGAGUACAAAAGCUACUGUGCUAAAAAAGCACGAGAACGACACUUUGGGGGAGAUGUUUUGGGCUACAUAACGCCUUGGAACAGCCAUGGCUAUGACAUUGCUAAGAUAUUUGGAAGCAAAUUUACGACUAUCUCGCCAGUCUGGUUACAGGUGAAGAGAAGGGGCAAGGAGAGGUUCCAGGUGACAGGGCUCCAUGAUGCUGACCAAGGUUGGAUGAAAGAAGUGAAGAGGAAUGCCAAAAACAUCAAAAUAGUUCCACGAAUUUUGUUUGAAGGCUGGACUUACCAUGACUUUGAGAGUGUGUUUGUCAGUGAAGAUGAGAUAGAAGAGCUUUCCAGUAACCUGAUCCAAAUAGCCAAGAAUGAGAAUUUUGAUGGCUUUGUGGCUGAAGUUUGGAGUCAGCUAGGAAAUCAGAAGCAAACGGGUCUGAUUCACUUGCUCACUCACCUCUCGGAAGCUUUGCAUCAGGCGCGGCUGAAGCUGGUGCUUGUUAUCCCUCCCACUGUCAUGCCAGGAACCAACCAGCUGGGAAGUUUCACAAAGAAAGAAUUUGAUCAGCUAGCCCCAAUAGUGGACAGCUUCAGCCUCAUGACAUAUGAUUAUUCAGCGCCUCAACGGCCUGGCCCUAAUUCCCCUCUACCUUGGAUGCGGGCGUGUGUUCAAAUGCUGGAUCCAGAAGCCAAGUGGAGAAGUAAAAUUCUUCUGGGACUGAAUUUUUAUGGCAUGGACUACUCGGCACUGAGCGCUUCUGGAGAGCCAAUAAUUGGAAACAAUGCCUGCAAUUUCCCACAGAACCAUGCAAUCAAAAGCAUUUUCCGUGAGGAUCUCAGAAAAGGGGACAACCCUGUUGCAGUGGAGAAUGAAGAAAGGAGAUCUAUGUAUAUAGAAAUCUUGAAGGAGCAUAAACCUAAGCUGGUUUGGGAUGAACAAAUAGCUGAACACUAUUUUGAAUACAAAAAAAGUAAAGGAGGCAAGCAUGCAGUCUUCUAUCCAACUUUAAAGUCCAUCCAACUGCGGUUAGAGCUUGCAAAGGAACUGGGCACAGGAAUUGCCAUCUGGGAACUUGGCCAAGGACUGGAUUAUUUUUAUGACUUACUUUAAAAAUAUGACAUCCUUUUUUUCAUUGACAUUUCAUCUUCAAUCAACUGGAGCUGGAGGGGGUGCAGGAUGGAUUUUUUUGUGGGGAGGGGGGCAAUGUAAUUUAUAUGGAAUCAGUUUCAAAUUUUCCCAAUAAAGAGUAUCUUUUGA